Adineta ricciae is the source of this 4767-nucleotide messenger RNA. The record is from the annotation of a GenBank genome assembly. NCBI's taxonomy places the organism in Eukaryota, Metazoa, Rotifera, Eurotatoria, Adinetida, Adinetidae.
AUGAGCCUAUCCACCACAAAAAUCCAGACGACUACUGAUCUAUCUACUACAAAGAUCCAGACUACUAAUGGUUUAUCUACCACGAAGCUUCCGACAACUAUGGGCCUAUCAACCACAAAAAUCCAGACAACUACUGAUCUAGCUACUACAAAAAUCGAGACUAGUGCUGAGCUACUCACGACAAAAGUUCCCUUUACUACUAGCGAAUCUAGUGCGAAAGCUCAGACAGGAUGCUUUUCUCCAAAAGUAAUACUCAUUCCCAGUGUAUCAACACUCUCAUCACCAACGCAAUUUCGUCGAAGCCAAGAUUUUACCAUAGUUUCAAUAAUUGAACUGAAUUGUAACAAUUCAUUCUUAACAAGUUCACAAUGGACAAUGAAGAAUUGUACUUCGACUUGCUUACAACAAAUUCCCAUAGAUCCCACAAUUCCGACAACAUUCAAUGAAUUGUAUAUUCCUGCACGAACUUUACCUUAUGGUGUAUAUGAAGUCAGAUUAACAGUUACAAUGACUCAAAUGCCAAGUUUAUUUUCCUCGGAGGUUACUUAUAUUCAAAUAACUCCAUCAGGCAUAACGGCAAAUUUAGUUCAAUAUGGAACAUCAAUGAUUACACGAGGUGAUCAGCAAGACCUUCAAUUAGAUCCAGGAAGUUAUUCUGUUGAUCCAGAUCAAAAUAGUUUCAAUGCUAGUGCAUGGAAAUAUCAAUACUAUUGUCGAAUAUACGGAUUAUCUAUGUUUCCAAAUUCGCAAGGUUCAUUGAUGACAAUUGACGACAUGAGAAAUGAUUCAUCGAAUCCGUCAUGUUUGUCAUUGAAUCGAGCAGGAUGGCGGUUUGACAAUUCCAUCAAUUCGUCCUUGACAAUUCUUGCCGGGACGUUACAAUCCAAUCGUACCUAUCAAUUUAUGGUCUACAUGGAAAAUCGUCGAAAUUCUUCUCUUCAAGCUACUGGAUACGUUCUUGUCAAUGUCGAAGAUACUCGUCCACAAAUGAUUCUCAUAGGCUGUGUGAUAUGGACAAUGUGUCAGCCAAAUCUCGAAUUUCAACUUGUUAAUCCGACAACUCAAGUUGCUUUGUUUGCAGUUUGCGUGGGAAGCUGUUUGACAAUUCAAAAUAUCACGUGGAAUAUCUACCAUGGUUCAAUGAAUUCAAUAGCGAAUUUUACUCGGUGGAUUUCAUUCAAUCAAACAACAUCAUAUCAGAAUAAUUGGUUUUUCGGUACAAUCACGUGUAAUUUCACUGCUGUCAAUCAAUUGUUUUUGUCCAAUCCGGAUAUUGAACUUUGGCGAUUUGAAGUCGUUUACACUUUUACAUCGGAAACAAGUUCAAGUUCAUUGAAUUUUGUUAUCAAUCAACCACCACGAAAUGGCUCAUGUUCAAUCAGUCCUGUCAAUGGAACAACAAGUACUUUAUUCGAUAUUUCAUGUCCAGAUUGGUUUGACGAAGACAAAAUUAAAGAUUACACUAUUUACGGAUGGACAGAUAGCUCAACAAAGAAAAUGAUGGUUGCAUAUUCAACAGUACCGAUAUUUCAAGUUCGACUGCCACUUGGUGAUAAUCGAACAUCCUUACUUCAUUUGAUUGUUGAAAUUCGAGAUGAACUUGAUUGUAUUACACAGUACAACAUUUCUUCUGUGACUGUGAUCGCUGAUUCAGUGGCUAUUAUCAGUCUAGUGAAUGAUAUUCAACAUUCGCCGGCAAGAAACCCGAUUAUUCAAUUACUCGCAAGCGGGAAUCAAAAUGUAGUCGGACAAGUGAUUACUUCAGUCUCACUACAGUUUAAUCAAAUGAAUAAUGAAAAUAUUGACCAAGCAAUCUCAAACGGUGUUCCGAUGGCAAGCAUCGUCAUUUCAUCAUUAAACAGUCUGCAUGAACAACAGUCAUCAAUGCCAUUGAAUCAGUCAGCAUUGGACGAAUACAAUAAGGAACUAAAUUCUCGUGCAGCUGCACGAGACUACCUCAUCAGGUUCACAACACAACUAUUAAUAACAACAGUGAAUAACAUCAAAUUGCAAGCAUCAACAUUAGCGCAAUUAACUCAAGCGACCAAUGAACUGACAAGAGAAACUUUAAAAACGGCUUCUAAUCGAUGUUAUCAGUUAGCAUUGACUUUGGAAUCCAUGAAAGAAAAAACGCCAUACGAAGAUGUACAACAAGCUUCACUUGAUCUUUUUCAAUGUGCAGCUAAUCUUAUGAGCGCUGUUAAUGGACCGUUGCAACAGCGAACAGCCAUUCUCAAUUUAGAUUUUGAUCGAGGCACGAAUUUUCCCGAUGACUAUGAUACGAAUCUUGAACUUGAAUGGGCUAAGCUAAGUCUAUUUGCUGAUGGCGAUGAUUUUUCGUGGGAAACAAUACAAAAGAAUCGAAAUCUAUAUUAUCAAAAACUAUUGGCUAAGCAAAUCAGCGAUGAUAUGACCAAGUUGAUUUCGUUAUUAACGUCAUCACUGAACAUCAAUUUGAACGUUGGACAAGAUUUCAACAUCUCUACAGCACAGAUAUUGAUGUCAUUGGAAACAAAAGUUAGUCAAUCACUUUCAUCUUCAUAUACAAAACAAAUCGGAUAUGGGCAAGUUCAACUUCCAGAUAAUUUCAGUUCUUAUCUUGGCGCAAAUGAAAAAAUCUCCAUUCGGUCUAUGAUACAACCAUUGGCUUCAUAUGGGAAUUCCAAAUCAUCAUUCAACACAAAUCUAUCAAGAUCAUUAUCAUUUUCAAUUCUUGAUCAAAAUCAAAAUGAAAUCCCUAUCCGAACACCUACGAAUCAUUCUAUCAAAUUGAUCAUUCCUCGCGAUCCCAAUCUUCUCAUUCCAUCAAUGAUUUUGUAUAAUGUCACAUCGAUGAACUCGACACCUCAUAAUCUCAUUUUCAACUAUCAUUAUUUGAACCUGUCUUCAACACUUCCCAUUUCGGUCCAUUGGCAGAUUCAACCAUUGAAUAUAACUGUUGCUUAUUUGUUCAUCUAUCGAUUUGACCAAAUACCACAACUGAACAGUUCCACAAACGACCUCGAUGGAUGGACACUUUUCUGUCCUGAUGAAUUGACGAAUGAGAGUAUUUACACAUAUUUUAUUGAUAAUCAACGUACAGCUGGCCACCAAUCAGUGAUAUUUGGCCUCCGAGAACUGAAUGCAACAGAGAUGGGUCAACGAUGCUUGAAUAUAUCGGAGGAGACCCUUCCGAUUACAAAUGAACCAUUUCAUUUUACAUCCAAUUAUCAAUUGAGAGCUUAUACAUCGAGUUGUUAUUAUCUGGACGACGAUCAGCAAUGGAAAUCCAAUGGGUUAUUGGUUGGAUCAUCAACUAAUCUUUAUCAAACAGAAUGUCAUUCAACGCAUUUAACAACGUUUGCAAGUGGUUUUGUUAUUUUUCCUAAAGCGGUCGACUGGAGUUAUGUGUUUGCCAAUGCUGAUUUCACGAAGAAUAAAACUGUGUACUUAACGGUGAUUUGUGCUUCUGUGAUUUACAUUAUUUUAAUCGUUUAUGCACGUCACCAUGACAAAAAAGACGUUGAAAAAUUGGGUGUAACAAUUCUAGCUGACAAUCGCAAAAAGGAUCAAUAUUUCUAUCAGAUCAUCGUAUUUACCGGCGGAAGAAAAAACGCUGGGACGAAAUCGAAUGUACACUUCAUCUUACACGGGAACGAUGAUCAAACUCGGAUUCGAACAUUGGCUGAUUCUCAUCGUCGGAUUCUUCGGCGAAGUGGCAUUGAUUCAUUUCUCAUGAGUGUUCCCAAGUCGUUAGGACUAUUGAACUGUGUUCGAAUUUGGCAUGAUAAUAGUGGAAAAGGCUCAUCGGCAUCCUGGUUUUUGAAGUAUCUAAUUGUUCGUGAUUUGCAAACAAUGGAAACGUUUUAUUUUAUUUGUCAACGGUGGUUUGCUGUUGAGAAUGAUGAUGGCAAAAUUGAACGCGUCGUGCCUGUGGCAGGUGAGCUCGAAACACGUCAAUUCUCAUUCGUGAUAACCAAGCGAACGUAUCAUAGCAUUUCUGAUGAUCAUUUAUGGUUUUCAAUCUUCUCACGUCCACCCUCGAAUCAGUUCACCCGUGUUCAACGAUGUACCUGUUGUUUCGUUCUUCUGUUUGUUGCCAUGUUUCUGAAUAUCAUGUAUUAUGAUUUAUCAAAUGAAGGAAAAGCAACAAAUGCAUCAAGCAUAUCAUUUGGUUCACUUUAUAUAUCUCCUCGACAGGUUGUCAUUGGUAUUAUUGUGGAAUUCUUUGCUUUUAUUCCAAGCUUGUUGCUUGUUCAGUUCUUUCGACGACUUCGUCCUCGUCGCAAACGACAUUCACCCAUUCGACAAGCCCUAUCGCAAGCCAAGGGAUCUGUUCAAGACAGUCCUGAUCGAAAAUCGUUAUUCACCUUUCCGUGGUGGUGCAUAUUCAUAGCGUAUGGUUUAUGUGUAACACUAGUUGGUCUUUCGAUUCUAUUUAUCAUUGCUCGUGGCAUUGAAUUUGGUGAUACAAAGACACAAAAAUGGCUCACAUCGAUACUAAGUGGAUUCUUUUCCUCGAUUCUUCUCACUCAACCAUUGAAAAUCGUGGUAAUGGCGAUCAUCUUUACUUGUUUUUGUCGAAAAUCUCAAAAAGAUCGCGAAGCAAAUGAAUUCCUGGAUGAUGAUCAGAUUGGUCUAGAAGCAGAUGAAGAAUAUUUUCACAAAACUAAUAAGACUAGUGCCUUUAAAAAUUUUCUUUUUUUGCCAGAAUAUGUACCUCAUAGCCAUCUAUCAAUCUUAAAAAAAUCGAUUCGUUUGAAUGCACCGUUCGGAAGUUAUAGCUGA